CUCCGUAAAGAGAAGCCAGAAAUUUGUAGACAAAAUUUCAAAAAAUUGAAACUAUGAAACAGCAACGGUCACUUCAAACGAAGAAAUCAUAUUCCCUCCUUGCGGAAAAAAAUUAAAAUAAAAAAGAAAAAAAGCACCAAUCUUUCUUCAGUAAUGAAUUUCACAGACAACACUUGAUGUAACCCAUAAGCGAAGAAAGUGAAAGAAGAAUCGGCGAAGAUGGGAGUGAAGAAUCUUUGGGAUAUUCUAGAAUCUUGCAAGAAAACAAUUCCUCUCCACCAUCUCCAGAACAAGAGGGUUUGUGUGGAUCUAUCGUGCUGGAUGGUUCAACUUCAAAAAGUGAAUAAAACCCAUUGCCCCAUCAAAGACAAGCUUUACUUGCAGACCCUCUUCCACCGCCUCCGAUCCCUCAUCGCUUUGAAUUGCAGCCUUAUCUUUGUCACCGAUGGUUCAAUUCCCGCUAUCAAGUUAUCUACUUAUCGGCGCCGGUUGAACGCCGGAAACGAGGUGGUUCUGGAUGCUGGGGAUACACAUAAUGUGUCGUCUGUUAAAAGAAAUAUGGGGUCCGCAUUUUCAUGCAUGAUUAAAGAAGCUAAAUUUCUUGGUAUGGCACUUGGGAUACCCUGCUUAGAUGGGAUUGAGGAGGCUGAAGCUCAAUGUGCGUUGCUAAACUCAGAAUCACUAUGUGAUGCAUGCUUCACAUCCGAUUCUGAUGCCUUCUUGUUCGGUGCAAGAACAGUUUAUAGAGAUAUUUGUCUCGGAGAAGGAGGUUAUGUUGUUUGCUAUGAAAUGGAUGAUAUCGAGAGAGAGCUUGGAUUCGGAAGAAACUCCUUAAUUACGCUUGCUGUUCUUCUUGGCAGUGAUUAUUCACAACGCAUUCGUGGUUUUGGACCUGAGUCAGCUUCUCAGAUUGUGAAAUCGAUCGGUGACUCGUCUGUUCUUCAACGGUUUGCAUCGGAGGGCUUGUCUAUUGUAAAGAAGAUAAAAUGCUCAAAAAAGAAGGGCCUUCAAGAAAAUAAUACUGAUCAUGGAAUUAAAUGCGAUUUACCAAUCGACAAUCAGUUCUUGAAAGUGAUCAAUGCAUACUUGAAGCCGAAGUGCCAUUCAGCAGAUUCAGAUGUUGUGCACAGGGUUCUUGCUCUCUAUCCGUUUAACCGUAGCCAACUGCAUCAAAUUUGUGCUCAAUUUUUCGAAUGGCCUCCCGAAAAAACAGAUGAAUACAUCCUUCCGAAGAUUGCUGAAAGAAAUUUGAGGCGAUAUUCUAAUCUCCGUGCCACAUCAUCAGAAUUUGGAGUCCAUUUACCAAUCGAUGAGAUGCCAGUGGAGUGCCCUGUAUCGAGCAUUGUGAAGCAAAGAAAAAGUCUAGGAAGAGACUAUUUCGAGGUUUCUUGGCAAGGCAUGGAUGGGCUCCAAUCUUCCGCUAUACCAGCUGAUCUUGUCGAAAGUGCUUGCCCUGAGAAGAUUCUGGAAUUCCAGCAAAGAAAAGCACAAAAACAGAAACCAGCCCGUAAAACAAAAUCGAAGAAGAUAGCAGAAAUGAAGGAAAUUGACGAAAAACUCCAGCAAUUGCUGCUCGAAAUUGAACAAGAGAGCACCGCCACAAGAGGAUCGGUGGUCCCACAGGAGAUCAGAAACGCUGGUACAGAUUACCUAACGACGCAUGUUAAUAAUCUGGAAGAUGAAGAUAGCAGCAACAAUGGAGGAAACUCGAUUUCUGGUUGUUACAGUUUUAGUGCUUCCGGAACAGAAAUAAUAGAUCUUAUUAGUCCUCUGCCACGUAGGCACGUGCACGUGGCUUCAAAAAGCCAAGAAACGAGGUGUAUGGACGUGAUUGAGUUGAGCGAUACAGACAAUGAAGUCUCACCUGAACAUGCAAGAAGAGGCAAGGACCUCAGAUUGUUUUUAGCCAGUAUUAGAGAUGAACUCUCUUAAUUUAUGCGACAAACUAAUAUAUAUAUAUAUAUAU
Messenger RNA from Erythranthe guttata (spotted monkey flower), 1966 nucleotides. Its product is annotated as single-stranded DNA endonuclease family protein. The record is from RefSeq and is a predicted model, not a curated record. Lineage: Eukaryota; Viridiplantae; Streptophyta; Magnoliopsida; Lamiales; Phrymaceae. Gene Ontology annotation, molecular function: 5'-flap endonuclease activity.